This is a messenger RNA of Aspergillus ruber CBS 135680, 2973 nucleotides long. Its product is annotated as plasma-membrane proton-e. Bases 1 to 2973 code for a protein of 990 amino acids. Gene Ontology annotation, molecular function: ATP hydrolysis activity; ATP binding; P-type proton-exporting transporter activity. The transcript is spliced from 3 exons. NCBI's taxonomy places the organism in Eukaryota, Fungi, Ascomycota, Eurotiomycetes, Eurotiales, Aspergillaceae. The record is from RefSeq and is a predicted model, not a curated record. Gene Ontology annotation, cellular component: plasma membrane. Gene Ontology annotation, biological process: proton export across plasma membrane; regulation of intracellular pH.
AUGGCGGAGCGGAGAAUCUCCUAUGCUCCCGACGUGGAGAAUGGUGACCAUUCUCGCAGCGCCCCUGAUGAUGGCAACCUCGACGAGUACAGCGCCCUGAACCGUUACAUCUCGACCGCCCGCGAUGGCCGUCGCGGUUCGACCUCCAGCGCCGGCAACCGCUCUCAGGACGAGAAGAAGAAGCCCUGGUGGAAGUUCGGUGGAAAGAAGAGUGAUGAGGGUGGUGAGGGUUUUGUCAUUCCUGAGGAGUGGCACGACACCGACAUCCACACUGGUCUGGGUGCCAGCGAUAUUGAGGCUCGUCGCAAGAAGGCUGGCUGGAACGAGUUGACCACCGAAAAGACCAACUUCUUCAUCCAGUUCAUUGGUUACUUCCGUGGUCCUAUUCUCUAUGUUAUGGAACUUGCUGUCCUUCUCGCUGCCGGUCUGCGUGACUGGAUUGAUUUCGGUGUCAUUAUCGCUAUUCUGCUUCUUAACGCUGUCGUCGGUUGGUAUCAGGAAAAGCAGGCCGCAGAUGUUGUGGCUUCCCUGAAGGGUGACAUUGCUAUGCGUUCUUGGGUUGUCCGUGAUGGUCAGGAGCAGGAGAUUCUUGCCCGUGAACUGGUUCCUGGUGACAUUGUCAUUGUCGAGGAAGGUACUGUCAUUCCCGGUGAUGUCCGUCUUAUCUGCGACUACAGCAAGCCCGAGAUGUUCGAGACCUACAAGGAGCACCUCGCCAACGUCGGCGAGGACACCCUCAAGGAGAAGGAGGAUGACGAUGAGGGUGCCAUGGAAGCUCAGCUCGGUGUUUCUCUCGUUGCCGUUGACCAAUCCGCCAUCACUGGUGAAUCUCUCGCUGUCGACAAGUACAUGACCGACACUUGCUACUACACCACCGGUUGCAAGCGUGGCAAGGCCUAUGGUGUUGUCACCGCUACUGCACGUCACUCGUUCGUCGGUAAGACCGCUGCUUUGGUGCAGGGUGCCCAGGACCAGGGUCACUUCAAGGCCGUCAUGGACCACAUCGGUACUACUCUCUUGGUUCUCGUCAUGUUCUGGAUUCUGGCCGCCUGGAUUGGUGGUUUCUACCGUCACCUGAAGAUUGCUACUCCCGAGUUCUCCGACAACAACUUGCUUCACUACACCUUGAUUCUUCUGAUCAUUGGUGUCCCCGUCGGUCUUCCCGUUGUUACCACCACCACUCUCGCUGUCGGUGCUGCCUACCUCGCUGAGCGCAAGGCUAUCGUCCAGAAGCUCACUGCUAUCGAGUCUCUUGCUGGUGUCGACGUUCUCUGCUCUGACAAGACCGGUACCCUGACUGCCAACCAGCUCUCCAUCCGUGAGCCUUACGUCAACGAGGGUGUCGAUGUUAACUGGAUGAUGGCUGUCGCCGCUAUUGCCUCCAACCACAACCUCAAGAACCUGGACCCCAUCGACAAGGUCACCAUCAUGACUCUCCGCCGCUACCCCAAGGCCCGUGAGAUCCUCUCGCGCAACUGGGUUACCGAGAAGUACACUCCUUUCGACCCUGUCUCCAAGCGUAUUACCACCAUCUGUACCUGCGACGGUGUCCGCUAUGUCUGCGCCAAGGGUGCCCCCAAGGCCAUUCUCAACAUGUCUGAGUGCUCCGAGGAGGAGGCUGCCCUCUUCCGUGAGAAGUCGAACGAGUUCGCUCGCCGUGGUUUCCGUUCUCUCGGUGUCGCUGUCCAGAAGGAGGGUGAGCCCUGGCAAUUGCUGGGCAUGUACCCCAUGUUCGACCCCCCUCGUGAGGACACUGCCCACACCAUCGCCGAAGCCCAGCACCUUGGUCUCGCUGUUAAGAUGUUGACUGGUGACGCUAUCGCUAUCGCCAAGGAAACCUGCAAGAUGCUUGCUCUCUCUACUAAGGUCUACGACUCUGAGCGUCUCAUCCACGGUGGUCUUGCCGGCUCUGCCCAGCACGACCUUGUUGAGAAGGCCGACGGUUUCGCUGAAGUUUUCCCCGAGCACAAAUACCAGGUCGUCGAGAUGCUCCAGCAGCGUGGUCACUUGACUGCCAUGACUGGUGACGGUGUCAACGACGCUCCCUCUCUCAAGAAGGCCGACUGUGGUAUCGCCGUCGAAGGUUCCACCGAGGCUGCCCAGGCUGCUGCUGAUAUUGUUUUCCUCGCCCCUGGUCUCUCCACCAUUGUCGAUGCCAUCAAGCUUGCCCGUCAGAUCUUCCAGCGUAUGAAGGCCUACAUUCAGUACCGUAUCGCUCUGUGUCUGCACUUGGAAGUCUACCUCGUUACCUCGAUGAUCAUCAUCAACGAGACCAUCCGUGCUGACCUGAUUGUCUUCAUCGCCCUGUUCGCUGAUUUGGCCACCAUCGCCAUUGCCUACGAUAACGCUCACUUCGAGGCUCGUCCUGUCGAGUGGCAGUUGCCCAAGAUCUGGCUGAUCUCUGUCAUCCUUGGUCUUCUGCUUGCUGUUGGUACCUGGAUCCUUCGUGCUACCCUCUUCCUGCCCAACGGUGGUGUCAUCCAGAACUUCGGUUCGCCCCAGGAAAUUCUCUUCCUUGAGGUGUCCCUGACUGAGAACUGGCUGAUCUUCGUUACCCGUGGUGCCAAGACCAUGCCCUCGUGGCAGCUGGUUGGUGCCAUCUUCGGUGUCGAUGUCAUUGCCACCCUCUUCUGUGUUUUCGGAUGGUUGAGCGGUGGUAUCGAGGAGACCCACACUAGCCCUGACAGCACUGCUACCUUCUCCAGGAACGGCGACGUCGACAUUGUCACCGUUGUUGUCAUCUGGGGUUACUCUAUUGGUGUUAUGAUCAUCAUCGCCGUUGUCUACUACAUCCUUACCGAGAUCCCCGCCCUCGACAACCUUGGCCGCAAGACCCGCUCCAAGGCUGACACCCAGAUCGAGAACCUCCUCGCCCACCUCCACAAGCUCGCUAUUGAGCACGAGGUUGACGACACUGGCAAGGGCCGGUACACCCUUGGCGCUCGUGCUGACGCUGAGGAGGAUGAUGAGUAG